CUAUUUCAGGUGAACGGCGCGUGGACGUUGCCAAACUUCGUUUGUGAUUUCUACAUAGCAAUGGAUGUGAUAUGCUCAACUUCGUCUAUAUUUAAUUUAGUUGCAAUAUCAAUAGACAGAUACAUCGCCGUGACGCAGCCGAUCAAGUACGCGAAGCACAAAAACAGCCGGCGGGUGUGCCUGACGAUCCUGCUGGUGUGGGCGAUCUCGGCGGCAAUCGGUUCGCCGAUCGUGCUAGGACUAAACAAUACCCCGGAUCGGGUACCCGAUCUGUGCGUUUUCUACAACAGUGAUUUUAUAGUGUACUCGUCGCUAAGUAGUUUUUAUAUACCGUGUAUCAUAAUGGUGUUUUUAUACUGGAAUAUUUUUAAGGCUCUUCGAACGCGAGCGAAAAAGCAACGCGCAGCGCGCAAGCCCCACAUAUCGGAAAUCACCGCCGGUGGAAGUCUGAUGGAGAACAUUGCUCAAACGAAGAUUGCGGUGGAAACGCAACUGGACGGCAGCACCAAGAGCGGCUCGUGCAAAAUCCUUCCGGACGAGCCGCCAACGAAUACGGCGUCCGGUUCCAACGAGGAAGAUGACGACAAUGCCGGGUCCCCUGACAUUGAUGAUUGUCAUGUGAUUGUGAACGAUAAAUCAACAGAAUUUAUGUUGGCCACGGUCGUGGAAGAAGCCGGAAACGUGGUGGCCCAGAUCACGACAACGCAGAUUCCCUCCGACCCGAACGGCAAUCACGACUCGGGCUACGCGGCUUCCGGCAUCGGGGACGUGCUGGCAGCGAAUGCAACGCCACCCGGGAGUCCAAAUGUGGCCGCAACGGUCAUUGUAAAUAAAAACGCUACGCUUAGGAGUAGGAACGGUUCGCCCAGGAAGGAAGCGAGUGUGACGCUCAAACCUCUGUCAUUAGUGCGGUGCGGGGUGCAGCAGGCCUUGACGCUGAACCGAAACGACUCGACGCUAUCAACGAAUUCCAAUACGAGGGACAGUACGCUGAAGGACAAGAAAAACACACAGCAGGCUACGAGCAGAUUCACGAUCUACAAGGUGAACAAGGCAUCCAAGAAGAAGCGGGAAAAGUCCUCGGCGAAAAAGGAACGCAAGGCAACCAAAACGUUAGCGAUAGUGUUAGGCGUUUUUUUAAUAUGCUGGGUGCCGUUCUUCACGUGCAACAUCAUGGACGCGAUGUGCACCAAGCUGGACAUGACCUGCCAACCGGGCGUGACGGCCUUCAUCCUGACCACCUGGCUCGGCUACAUGAACAGCUUCGUCAAUCCGGUCAUCUACACCAUCUUCAAUCCGGAGUUCCGGAAGGCGUUCAAAAAAAUCAUGAACAUCGAGUGAGUGCGGCGUAUCGUGCCGGGCGGCGGCGAUGGAGGUAAGACGACACCCGCAGGUGGUGCCGCCCGUCGAGCCAUAGCGAUACCGGCGGCGGCGGAAGUGGAAUGUGCCUCACGAGAAUUGUCGUCCUCCGGUGGGAUGGAAACGGUGGGCGGUACCAGUGACGGUGGUGCCGGGGUUGGAACUGUCACGGUCGCGUGGCAUCAGAGCGAAAUUCAAUGACCGAUAGUGAAUGCAGCCUGUUGGCUGGGAGUGGGUGAUAGCUAGAUAUUUUUUUUCUGCUUUGCAUUCGUUCAGUUCCUAUCCGUUGAUGCGACGGGAUCACACAGGUAUUUAGGGGAUUUGGGAAACUGUCGGAAAUGAACUAGAAUGGGUUGCAAGAUGGAACGCUAGCCUUUGAUCUUUAGUUUGCCGCUCUGUGCAAAAAGGAUUUUACGGUGAGGAUAAAAAGUGCUAAUACAUUGCUCUGAUUGCUCGGAUAAGUUGAGUUUUCGUUUUAAUGAAUUUUCAUAAUAGGGGUAAACUGUACCAUUGAUAUAGUUAGUUUGGAAAGUGACUGCUCCCAUCAUUUACAACGAUUGAAAAUAAUGAAAAUACCACAAUUUCGUAUGUGUCGUCCAGACAUUCAGAUUAAUUAAUGUCCAGAUUCCAAAGAUUUAAAAACAGCAAAAUAAGUCAUAGUUAGCCGUUUUGACUUCGUUUUAUCAAUAUCUGGAACCCGACUUGGUCACUCUAGCUAAUAUUCGUCGCGGUAUUUGUAAUUACCGCAACCGCGCAGGAAUUGUGCUUUGUGGUAAAAUGAUUUUCACCGCGGGAAAUAAGAGUUUACCACGCGGUAUUACCACCGGAACCGCGCUUUUCAAUUUUUGUGUAAUUUAAAUACAAAGAGUUUUUAUUGAUUGACAUAGAACACACAAAAAAAAUCGAUGGCAGCAAUUGACAAAUAUUAGUAUCGCGAAUGUCUACCCAUAGUUAUUCGAGAUGGGUUCUAUUAGUUUUAUGUUUGGACGACAGCCGGUUGGCCACUCCGAUAAGCACACCGCCACCGGGUUUUUUCCCUGUACUGUCUGGAUCGCGAUCGUUACGGUAAGCCUUGUACUUUGAGCCGAAUAACUGAAGUAAAUUGAUCAUUCAGCCACGUUUCGGUUAGAACAAUAACAUCAUAUUCGGCGUCUCAAACAGCGAUGAACAACCCGUCAAUUUUGGUGCAUAGUCCUCUCACGUUCUGGUAGUAGACACUAAGAUGUUCCAGCAAGUAAUAUCCUGAUGGUUGAGCGGUAGAAAGAUGAGCGGCGAUGGUGGUGGCGUCCGCUUGUAAUCGGGAGGACAUAUACCCUCCUUGGCUUUUCCUGACCGGGAGAGGUCGCUGCUUUAACAUGCAAGUUCGGUAGAAAACAGCUUGACGUCGUUGAUGGAAUUGGGCUGAUUGCACCUGUCGGCAUGCUGCAAUUGACACUCAGCUCAAAUGUUUACGGUUUAUCGGUGAGAACGGGAAACAUAAUGUAGCCAAAUCAAAUCUCAACAAUGCAGCGGCUAAUCUUUCCAUAUGAUUCGUUCAUUGCGGGGACGGUAGGCUUCAACUUCGGUACCCAAACUCUCGAUCACCUUGGUGUCAACAGACGGCAAGACGCAACGUCUGGUUCUGCGAUUGAUCGCUAUUGUGAUUCCUCCGCCGAAUCGAUCAAUGCGAUCAAAUCGAUGAAUAACAAACUUAGAGUUACUCUUAAAUCUAAUGUUUGAUUUUAACAAAGUUUCGGUCGCAAUGUUCAUUCAUCGUCGCGUUGGCUUAAUUAAAAGGUGGCACAUGGCUGUAUUAUUCACACAAACCGAUCCCGCAAUUCCUGGGCCCGGGUGAAAAGUUUCCGCAAAUGUUCGGAUAAUUUAAAUUGCUCAUCAUCGAGUUGGUGUAAAUUGACAUGACAUUACUAUAAUAUUUAGGUGCAAAUCUUUGAUAUGAGUUGCGCUUUUCCAAUAUAUUUCUUCACAAUAUUCUAUGGAGUCGGUCUCACGAAGUCCCAAAAAAUUUCUAAAGAAUACUACAGUACUAUCAUGUAUUCUAUACGAAUAACUGUGAAGUUUGAUAUGGUGCUCGGGGUUGUGUCCUUUACAGUACCUCCUGGAACCAUAUCUAAAAGCAAAACAAAGCUUUGAUACUAUCAUUCCGUUUUGGAACUUGACCUUCUUAUUCAACAGGUUUUGCAGCCGAUUCUUAGUGUAGAAGACACGGGGCUAGUGCGACGAUGCAACUGGUCACUACAAAUCUGUCCUGGAUGAGUCCCUCAAAUACGAUGAAUGUUUUACACUCUUAACCGCCAAAGCAGGAAUCAUUUCUAGUUUUCCCAAAACUAGUUAAUAUAUCUCCAAAUUCAUUUAGGAGGUUGACAUUUAUUACUUUUAUGUAUACCCAGGUUAUGCUAAGACACGCUUCGAGCUAGAAGUUGUAUAACUAUUGAAUAUGGCUCACAUGGUCCUCUGACAGACCACACGGCAUUUUUUGGAAAGCCAGAACCGGUUCUCUGACCUGACCAACAAGUAUAGUUAAAGAAUCUCGAAUAAUUUCCCGAUCAUUUGCAAGUAGUUUAGUUGAAAUCGGUGGAAAAUUGAGAAAACUAGUACCAAAUAAACGCAUAAACUUUAAAGUCACAGGUACUUCGAAGGCGCAUUUUUUUCCGGCAGCUGCGCAACACCGCCUUUUGGCGGAAUAAGUUUUUUAGUUCAUAAGUUUAGUUUCAAGUUAAUACAGGACCAAAUUUCAAUUCUACGGCUAAGUACUACUGUAAUGUAAUGCUAAUAAUUUUUAUUUUUUUGAAAACUCCAAAAUGUGAGAUAAUUUUUUAAUUGAAUUACACCACACAUGCAAAAUAGUUUUUACUCAUUUCCCUGAAAUUUCCAACUUUCAACUAAAAUAUCAUGUUAUAUCAUGAUUUCAGCCAGCAGGUAACAUAUUUGUGUGAAAGGUGGGAAUGUAUUGAACAGGUUUUAGUGGGGUUAACAACACAAAAUUUUAUAUUGUAGAUUUCACAGCGAUUCGGCUGAACUCCACCAAAAUACGGAUCCAAUGUAAUACAUUUAAAUGAUUAUUUAAAGAUAUUAUUAAACUUAAAAUUUAUUAUAAUUUUGUUGGCACAUCCCACCCAGUUUGGAAAGCUUCAAACAUGGAGGUAGAAUUUAGCAUUUCAGUCAUCAAUUGAAGCGUUGAUUGUUGCAAGAAAUUCAUUUUUUCUUCCGUAAAUGCCAGCUAGCCAGCAGUUGUAGCAAAAAAGCGUUGUGUGGGAACGAAAUUGGAAGCGUCGUAGUGAUCGUUCUUUUAGUCUUGUUACCUGUCACUACAGCACAAGACGACGCACCAUUGUAGGAUGCUGUGACGGAGAUAGAAGAUGCUUGUAUAGGCAGAAAAGUUGUAAUUCUAUUGAGAGGCGUGCUAAUUUACGUUUAAACUGGUUUUCUUGAAGUGAGCCUGAAUUUUUCGUUAGUUGUUCUUGUUUUCUUUGAACGAGAGCUUAUAUUUGUUUUCUCGAAUCGGACAUACCCAGAAAUUCGGUUUUUAGUUUUCGCUACAAUUGGAACAUUCGAAAUCUUUUGUGGUGUCUUUCACCGGACAAGUGUCCUUUGUGUGCAAAUUAUCACUACAGAUCGUACAUUUGGAAUCCAAAUGUCAUUUUUUGUGUCGUGCUCAAACCCCUGGCAUCUGCGAUACGGUAAAAUUUUGAAUUCUGCUCUCAUGUCGCAAUUUUUUUUAUGCUAAAUGACUUAGGAUGUAAUGAAACGCCGAGAUCUACUGCCACACGGAAAUUUGGUGGAAAAUUUUGGAUUUGAGUUGAUACUGGGGUUGCAAAAACUGCUUUUAAUUAAUUUUCUAAUGUCUAAGAACUGCGUGAAACAACGGAUCUUGUAUCUUCUCAUAAAAAAAAUGUUUUGACAAAAGACUUUUAAUCUUCAAACUGAGAUUUUUAAAUAAAAAUCAAAAAACAUGUUUUUUUUCGAAUUAAAAUCAGAGUUCGGCACUUUACUUAUUUCUAAAACAUUUGGCAUACAAAAAAAAAUAAAAACUGCAUUUCCAAACCCAAGCCCCAUCUCCUUUCAUCACAAAGACAGUAUCGAGCAGAUCUCGACGCUUAAUGAUAUUAUUUUUCUAUUGCGCUCAAAUUUUGCAUGGGGACUUUUUCGAGGUAUCAAUACUUUUGAGGUGUGUCCGAUUUUAAAUUUCAGGAAGACCAUAAAUAUUGGUACUCAACCGUAUAUAAUAGUACUCCUGAAUGGACUCAAAUGAUCCCAAAAUGGAUGUCAAAAAAGAUUCAUCGCCAAAGAUCCGCGCUUCCAUUUAAAAUCAAACACAUUGAACUGGGUUCGACCGUAUCCGAUCUUCUUUCGGAUCAAAGAUAGUCCGCGAAGUAUUCUAAUAUUCCGCAAGACGCAGAAAUAUUCAGCUGUGCCAGACGUCUCGAAAGUUCGCCUAGAUAGGCUCAGGCUUAUGAUAUUUUGUCUAUGCAAACAAAUGACGUUACUGGUGACAAGACUUUCAUGAAGAACUAACGCGUUUACAUGCCCGCUCACAAAAUUGAGAUCGAUGGUGUAGUAAUCGAUUCGAGCUUGACAUGCGUGGAUCUACUGAAGAACGGAAUUGUCUGUUUCAAAAACCCCUUGUUCCAGUGAGCGAAGAUUUUGAGUGACAAUCGCACCGGACCCAAACUUUGACCUUACGGUAGCCCUUUCAAGGCAACAUUAAAUGGUCUAUCUGUCUUAAAAUCAUAAGAAUAAAAUUUAUAUAACUUCUCGGUAAGAUACAGGAGAAGUCGUUAGUGGUGAAUCAAGCCACCGCUGCAACUCGAUAUUCUCUUCUUUGGUCAAUCUGAAAAGAGAAUUUCACGAUCGGAAGGAACGUUGAGAGCUCAGUUCGAAAGGCUCCGAAGUCGGGGAUCAUCAGACGAAUUUCGCGGUAAAUCAUAUUCAGAGUUGGCAGCACCCUCCCAGAUUUUAUUGAAACUUUCUGUACAUGAAGAUUUUGUCACAAAAAGCCACUCUGCAUACUUUGUUUUCCCAAAAAUGAUCUAGACUGUCUUUUAAAAAGAGUCAAACUUUUUUACCAAUUUUUUUUUUCGGAUGACUGUUGUCUAAAAAUGGCAAAUCCUACAAAAAAAUGUUGUACGAGUGAUUUUCACAAAAUCAGUUAAAUUUUUGAAUAAAAAUAUUGAAAAAAUUCUUCAUCAACUUCUACACUGUUCAGAACCCAGAAUUCUGAAGACAGAGCUCAGUGUCCAGAAUCCAGGGUUCCGAGUGCAGAGGUCAGAGUCCAGAGCGCAGAGUUCGGAGCUCAUAGUUCAGAGUUCAGAUGCCACAGUCCAAAACCUGGAGUCCAGAGCCGAGAGACCAGAAACCAGAGUCUAGAGUUCUUAUUCCAAAGUACUGAGCCCAGAAUCCUCAGCACAUAAUACAGAGUCCAGAGCCCAAAGUAAUUCAAAAUAGUGAGACCAGAGUUUACAGUCCAGAUUCCAGAGCUCAGAGUUCAGAUUCGAUACUCCAGAGUUUAGAUUCCAUAGCCCAACGACCAGAACCCAGAGUCCCGAGCCCAGAUUCCGGAGUCCAGAAUCCACAGUCCCGAGUGCAGAGUACAUAGUCCAUAGUUUAGAGUCCACAGUUCACAGUUCAGAGUCCAAAGUCCCGAAUCAAGACCCAGAGCCCAUAGCUCAGAGACCACAGUCUACAGUACAGAGUCCAUAGCACAGAAUCUCGAGGCGAGAGCUCAGAAUACAGAGUUAAGAAUGCAGAGUCCAGUGUUCAGAGUGCAGAGAACAAAGUCGAGAAUCCUGGGUUCAGAGUCUAGAGCCCAGAGUCCUCAACCGCAAUUACUUUGGCCAGAGUCCAGAGCUCUGAGAUCAGAAUCCAGAGUCCGAAUUACUUAACCCAAAAUUCUGAAGCACGAGUUUGGACUUCAGAGCAAAGAGCCCAGAACCCAGAGUCCAUGACACAGAAUCUCGAGGCGAGAGUCCAGAGUCCAGAAUCCAGCGUAAAAAGUGCAGCAUUCAGAGUUCAAAUUCCAGAAUCUAGAGCUCAGAGUCCAGAGACGAGAAUCCUUAGACCAGAGCUCAGAGUCCAGAAACCAGAGUACAGAAAUUCGAGGCCAGCGCCAAAAUACCGUCAUCCAGCGAUGAGAGUGAAGAGUCCAGAAUGUUAAUUUCAGUGUCCAUAGUCCAGAGACCAGAACCUAGAAUCCAGAGUCCUGAGGGAAGAACCAAAAGUCCAGAAUCCAGUUCAGUUCAUGUAUAAGGUAACUAGCAGUUGGAUAAUUGGAUUUUGAGGUGAUUAUGACUUUCAUUGGUUUAGUUUUCGAUAAAAAUACACUGUAAAAAAUUCAGUUAGACCAAGGAAAAGUUUUUUUUUUCAAAUACCUUUUUUUCCUUGAAAGCGCCCAACUUGAAUUUUUGACGGUAGCUAGGAAACAUAAUUCUCUAUCUUGGCACAAAAUUUCAUCCAAAUCUAAGAUGGGUUUUUUUUGUAAAUCGACUUAAAAUGUUUAAAAUCACUUUAUUUCAGUGUAGAAGUCGAUGAAGAUUUUUUUCAAUAUUUAUAAUCAAAAAUUUAACUGAUUUUGUAAAUAUCACUCCUACAACAUUUUUUGUAGGAUCUGUCAUUUUUAGAGAAUAACCAUUCGAAAAAAAAAAUGUUAAAAAAGUUUGACCCUUUUCAAAAGACAGUAUAGAUCAUUUUUAGAAAAACAAAGUAUGCAAAGUGGCUUUUUGUGACAAAGUCCUCAUGUACAGAAAGUUGCAUUAAAAUCUAAGAGGGAGCUGCCAACAUUUGUUCGAGUUGGCGCGGAAUUCGUCAUCACUGUUAUCGGCGGAGGAGAUUGCUGUUUCUUCGCACAAUGCGAGGAAAUUUACAAAUUACUUCUGCAUCACAUUCGGAUAAAACAUCGAAUGAGUUGCUACAAUCAAUUGGAUUUUCGGAUGGAGAAGUUACCCUUUUUCGUUUCUUUUUAAUAUUUGGCACACGGCCUUUCUGGGAGGACCCAGACAUGUUAGAUGAAUUAAAUAUUUCUUUAGCUUUAAGCAAAUCGCUAUGAUCUACAAAAUACUUUCAAAUGUCGGGUUUUGUAAAGGGCGAACACGAAAUUAUUGCGACACCGAAAAUGUCAUGCCAAUUUACUUAUAAUGUUUAAAAUCAAACCAAAAUUUUAGGGUAGUUUUAUACAUAUAUUUACUUCAAAAAUCAAAAGAAAAGUUAAUCGAUGGAGCCUUGAGUGUAAAAUUGAACGCAUUUUCGCUUGAUGCCCUCCAUCAAAGUCUUUACAGUGUCAUCCGGUACCAGUUUCUCAGUUUUUUCCAUUUUCUUAACUUGUCCUUCUCGUCUUUGACUGUCUUCUUGCUCUUCCGAAGUUCCCGCUUCAUCAUUGCCCAGUACUGCUCCACUGGGUGCAGCUCCGGACAGUUUGGCGGAUUCAUGUCCUUUGGAACAAAAUGGACAGAAUUGGCCUCAUACCACUCCAGGACACUUUUAGAAUAGUGGCAUGAUGCCAAAUCUGGCCAAAAUAGCGGAGCUUCGUCGUGCUGCUGCAAGAACGACAAAAGGCGCUUCUCGAGGCACUCAGAUUUGUAGAUGUCGCCAUUUACUGUGCCCUUUGUCACGAAAGGUUCACUCCUCAGUCCGCAAGAGCAAAUGGCCUGCCAAAUGAGAUAUUUGGAGGCGAACUUCGACAUUUUCUUCUUCUUAAAUUUGUCGUCCACAUAGAACUUGCUCUUGCCGGUGAAAAACUCCCACCCCGGAAUUUGCUUAAAAUCGGCUUUUACAUACGUUUCGUCGUCCAUCACACAGCAGCCAUAUUUUGUCAGCAUCUUCUCGUAGAGCUUCCGUGCCCGAGUUUUAGCCGUCGAUUGUUGCCGCUCAUCGCGGUUUGGGAAGCUCUGUACCUUGUAUGUAUGUAGUCCAGCUCUCUUCUUUGCAUUCUGGACGUAGCUCUGCGACAAGCCGAUCUUUUUAGCAAAAUCACGGCUUGAGACGUUGGGAUUUGCUUUAAUCAUCUGCUUCACCUUUCCCUCCGUCUUUUUGUUCUCCGGUCCUGGUUUUCUUCUAGCUGCUUUGACGUGGUCCAACGUCAACCGCUACUGGAACCGCUUCAACACUUCUGGAGACGGUUGAAUUUUUCCCAACUGCCGGUGCGACAGGUCAGGAAAUUUCAGGUGUUUGGAAAGAAUUUGUUCUCUCGACUCGCGUUGGUUCACCUCCAUUUUCGUUGAAUCGAAAAACAUGACUUCGAGUUUCACAGCAUGUAAACAAUACACAUCAAUGAGAAAGUGUGCAAAAUUUGGUUGAUUUUUACCCAAUGGUAAAAAAGUUAUGCCCUCUUACGCUAGAUGUGAAUAUUUUGAAAUUUAGUACAAGUUCGUUAAAAUUUAAUUUCGACAAAAUAGUACAGGAAUUUAAACAAUCCGUUCAGUACAACGGGAGCUAGUAAUGUUUAACUUCUAGAACUAUUAUGAUGAUGACCCCACCUAAUUCCCCCAUAAAAGAUUUAGCUCAACGAUUUAUUUAGAAGAUAUUUAAUAUAAUUAAGUCAUCUUGCAGUCAUUUUCAAACAGGUCCACCAAGAGAGUCCACAUAUUUUUCAUGAAAAUAUUGUAUGGUACCGAAAAUACCGGUACUGGCUUUUGUUCAGAACCGGUAUUACGGUACCAAAAAUGGGUCGGUAUUCCCGGGAUUUUCGGUACCGGUAUUACCGGUACCAUAACCCUAUUCUCUACCUUUCACCAUUCAAGUUUCCCGUCUGAUCGCUUGGUUGUCCGUUGGUAAAGUGAGCCCAAAGAAAUUCUUAAUCCAGUAACCUUUAACCAAUUCACUCUCAGUGCGACUCUUUUCCGUAACUUCUCGCAUUUUCCAAUGUCAAAAUCUGGUGUCAAUUCGUUUUUUUUAAUUUUAUUUGAAAAUUGCUGAUUAAAAUUUGAAAGUAUUAGAGAGGGAACUUUUGUCAAAAUAUCUUUUACGAGAAGAUACAUGAUCCGUCGUUUUAUGCACGUCGAAGACAUUGAGAAUUAAAAAUAAAUUGAAAAGCUGUUCUUCCAAAUCCCAGUUUCAGCUUAAUUCCAAAAUUUUCCAAGUUCCAUAAAGGGCAAAAUAUUUCAGGUUGACUUCUCAUGACAUUUUUAAUCAUUUAGCGUCAAAAAUACGAAUUUGAUUUUUGAAUAUUCUAAAGGUCGUUUUGUAUUUUUUCACGGAUGAAAUUUUUUGCACUUUGGCUGUUUUGCGCAACCCCUUAACCAUGCUCGAUUGAAUUGAUAUUUAACAUAGAGACUAAUGGUGCUAAUGCUAUUGAAAUUAUUAAAUUCGAUUAUCACCUUUUGUCCAUACAUGCCAUUCGCACCCUAAUAUACAAUCUUCUGAAUAGAUGCUCCCUCCGUCAAUUGAUUUCAUGAAUAAACACUUCAAUCAUUGACGUUCAAUAUUUGUGACUGGAAUUUACAAAAAUGAAGGAAUGGCCAUUUAUAUUUAAUUAAGUAUGGGCCAUUUCCAUGUACACAAAUUAUUGUUUGAAUGUCAAACUGAAAAAGAAAGCCAAAGUAAACGCUAAAGGGUCGCAAAACUGAGACUCCGCCAGAAGCCCACGCUACUGGUGCCUCUGGCCCUGGCUCUGGCCCAGUGUACCCAUGCAUGACGACGGUAAUGCCUAGCUCACAGAUCAAAAGAUAGAGUUUACCAGGUGACAUCAUUUACUUCAAAGUCAAUAAUACCCCCAAGGAAGGCAUCUGGGACUGUUGAUGUUUCUGAUGUACUUCAAUGAUGUACAUCUACUGGUUAAGACUUCAUGGCUGCUCUUCGCGAAUUAUCGUAAGAUACUUCGUCCAGAUUUCACCAACCUUCAGCUUCCAGUUUUCGUUGAUUGGUAUAGAAAGAAUCGCAUGUGUGUAAAUCUGAAGAAGUGUUUGGUGAUUUCAUUCUCAUGUAAUAAAAACCCCGUUCGUUUUAAUUGAAUGCAAAAAUUUAACGCAAAAUUUUUGCACUACUACACACGGAAAAAAAAUCCGUUCAUAUAUUCAUGGUCACGAUGUCGUGAACUUUAUGAUUUACGAAAACCGUGACCAAGUUCCUGAAAUUAUGAAUAAUUUUUUUUCUUUUUUAUUUCGACUAGGUUAGUCACAUUUUCUUUUUUUUACGUUUUAACGACAUUCAAUUAGCUAGAGAUUACUGGGUAGGGAAAGUUAUGAAACUUAGAGCCAUAGUACUCAAGUGAGAGCAAGGAUGUGAAGUAAACAGAUCGGAAAACUAGAAGUGGCAGGGUCAUUAGAACAGACUUAAUAUCGUACGGGCUUAAUCUUUGCCUUCUGUUAAUGAGGGUCGAGCUUAGGCAGAAUAACUACGAAUCACCCGAGUUCACUAACAUGUGUCCUGAUAAAGGUAGACGUAUCUAUCGGCCGGUUGUCACGGUAAAGAUGGAUAUGUCUAUCUAUACCAGGACACAUGCUAGUGAACUCGAUUGAUUCGUAGUAACGCUGCCUAAGCUCGACCCUCAUUAUCAGAAGACAAAGAUUAAGCCCGUACGAUAUUAAGCCUGUUCUAAUGACCCUGCCACUUCUAAUUUUCCGAUCUGUUUACUUCACAUCCUUGCUCUCACUUGAGUACUAUGGCUCUAAGUUUCAUAACUUUCCCUACCCAGUAAUCUCUAGCUAAUUGAAUGUCGUUAAAACGUAAAAUAAAAAUAUGAAUAAUAAUUCUCGUAUUCAUGAAACUAUUUUUGUUUUCUAAAAACCAGUUCGCCCCGGAUAUACACAUGGCGUUACAUUAGAAUGUUUGGUUGGGUUACUGUUGUUGUUUCCUGGACAUGGUUAGUUUUUGUUGUGAUUCUAGUUCACGAUUUGGAAAUACUCAGUCGACAAUCAAACGUUGAUCAUGAUUUCAAGAACUGAUUCGCGAUUCUUGUGAAUUCUCAUGACGUAAGCGGGAUUAAAGUUCAUGAUUUGAAGAUCUUAGUUCGUAAUUUCUAUUCACGUUAUCGUGAUAUUUUAGUCUUGAGUAGAGUGAUUCUUGUUCACGAUUUCAGGAACUUUGUCACGAUUUUAAAUAUUUUUGUCAUGAGUUAUGUGAUUUGUUUUCAUACUUUCAGUAUCUUAGUUGCGAUUUUUGUAACUUCUGUUUAUGUUAUCGUGAUAUUCUAGUCAUGAAUAUGUUCAUGAUUUCAGGAUAUUAGUCACGAUUAGAUAUUUUUGUCACGAGUUGUGUGAUUUUUGUUCAUGAUUUCAGGAUUUUAGUCACGAUUUUCGUAAUUUCUGCUCAUGUUAUCGUGAUAUUUUAUUUUAGAGUUUACUUUCAAAGAGUAUUGUAACCAAUGUUCAUGAUAUCAGCAGUUUUAUCAUGGUAUUCAUAAAUUCCUUUCGCCUUAUCGUGAUCUAUUAUUUUUUUAAUUACUAACGGAUUUUUUACUCGGAAAAACCUGACAAUAUGAACUGAAUCAUUAAAAUAAGACUCAUUCGCUAUAUCUGGUUCUGUAAACUAUAUCACGCACACUAUUUGGGGCUCUCAGUGCAGUUUUCGUUUUCUGUCCGGACAUCACAAUGAACCUUAUCAAAUGAAUAACGAUGUUCGAGGUUCACGUAACUAUUACUGGUCGCUAGCAGCUGGGUAUUUAAUGAAAAAGUGCAUGGAACAAAAUGAUUCCAUGAAUAAUACUCCAAAUUUUGUGAAAGAGUUCACGUAAAAAUUUCAUUAACAUGUUGCGUGAAAUUGUAAAUGAUUACGGAUCUUCUAAAUAUCAUAAGCACGCAAAUAGAUACUGGAUAGAUCGUAAACCAUGUACUGGGAAUCAUGCCUCAGUUCACGAAUACAUGAAUAUUUUAUGAUUUCGUGAACUUUCUCAAAAAAACGAAUGAUAAAUUGUGACUGUUAUACUAGGUAUCAUGAACUAGUUCACGAAUACAUGAAUAAUAUUUCAUGAUUUCGUGAACUAUUUCACGAGCACGGAUAUUGGAUCGUAACUAAUAUAUUAGAAAUCAUGAGCCAGUUCACGAAUGCAUGAAUAAUAUUUGGUGAUAUUGUGAACCAUUUCACGAGCACGGUUAUUGGAUCAUGACUAAUAUAUUGGGGAUCAUGAAUUAGUUCACGAGGAAUGAAUGGAUUCAUGAAUAAAAUUUCGAAUUUCGUGAAAUAGUACACGAAAAAUAUCCAGAAUGUUUUGAUUUUGUGAACUAAUGUUCCUAUAUCUAUGAAAAAAUCAUGAGUCAACAUUUGGUUUUACGAAUAAUGUUUAUAAAGUUGUGAACUAGUUCUUGGUGGAAGCCGUGACCGAAGUUCACAAAACAAAUACAAAUAUUUCCACAAAUGAAAGCGUUAUGCGGGCGUUACUCAAGGGAAAUUUAAUAUAAGUAUAAAAGCCAUGAUUUUUGUUAAUGGUCCUGUUUUCGUAACGUAAAAACGUGAUUUUUCCAGUAUUUAUGGAAUUUGGGAACAAUUUUUUGUUUUCGUGCAAACUUUGGAAAAACUUGCGAGGUACGUUCGAGCGGGAAGCACCGUCAAAUUGACUUAGCAUUAGUGGAACUAUCCUGGGGUUUUAAACGUCUGAAAUUGACGCCCAACUUAAUUUUAAAUAAAUUGUCUGCAUUUGGUUUUUAAUCUGAGUUGACCAUCUCGCUAUUCUCAUACGUUACUCCAAUACCGUGGGUUUGAGGUUAUACACAACCUUCAUUCUGUGUGAUCCCGUUGUUUCUAGAUAAUAACGUCGCUGGAGCGUACUGGCUUGACAGCUGUCCAAAAAACGAGUCAAGCCCAUGCAACGUUGGAGGAGUGGUAAUUAAAUUACCUACCAGUUGCAGUUGAGAUAUCAUCAACCGUAAAUUAACGGACUGUACCGAGUGCAGCUGUUUUUGGCGGCAGCAUGUUUCAUUAUGGCAAAAAUUUUCUUUUAAACCAACUUAGGAGGGAAAAAAACUUUACCGUCGAAGAUAAAAGAAGUAGAACAAAGCAACAUCGCUGGGUAAUAAUAAAACUCUACUUAAUAAUAGGGAUGGUAGGAAAAUUUUUUGUAUCUCAAACAGACAGGAGUACGUAGAAGAAUAAUCAGUAUUAAAAAAGAAUCUGUAUAUAUGUAGCAAAACAGUUAAAUGUAUAAUAAUAAAUAAUAGUAGUCAAAUAGCGGCAAGCUGGGGGAGAGGCCAGAAAAAACUGUACAUUUUAACUCUCGCAUCCACUACAAGAAGACGUAAAAGUGAAAUUCAAAAGAAAAGAAAACUUUAAAGCAGCAGCAAAAAGCAACCAACUCAUGCAAAAUUCAGCCCACUCUCUGUCUCUCUCUAUCAACUCCUCACUUGUGUAGAAGCGAAAUCAAAAAAAUGCGAUGAAGAUUCUCGUGGCGGGGAAUUAGUGUUUAAGGAUGAACUAGGCGCACUUCUACCAGCCGGUACUUGGCUCUGUGCCGGAAAACUGUAAUUAAGUCUAAUGAAUAAGGCUGACGAGAGGUGGCGCUUUUGAGAAUCGACUUGUACAUAGCUAGCGCAACUCUGCUGAGAAAGAGAGGGGAAAUCAGGCGGUGUAUAGUUCAUAAGGCUCAAAUGGAAUAAUAACUCAAGAAGUUAGUGCUAUUUUUCUACCAAUUAAUUUCUAGGUUCAAAUAUAUUUUCUAGCAGCGGAAAAUAUCAGAGCAUACUCGCGACGGAGAGCGUCCUGUGUUUCUAUAUCGUUAUUGCAGUAGUAGCGAGAAUUAACUCUAAUCUCAAGCCAAUCAACGUGUACUGACCAGUAUCAGAACGCCAGUGUUACUGGUCUAGACUAGUAAAGAGCAAAUCAAGAAAAUCAAAUAGUUUUAAAACCGAAAUGGAAACAAUGAUAGCUAUUAAUCAAACAAAAAUCUCUAGACUCUCAGUACAAAUUAUAACUAAAUCAAAACAAAGGAAAUUAUAUGAUCAAGCUUGUCCGGCGAGACGAGCAUAACUAAAGAACGAGAAUGGAAGCUACUGAAAGGAAAUUGAUUGGGAAUUUGUUAUAGAGGAAUUGACUGUGGUUGAGUUAUUCACGAUAGUAGUUUAUCAGAAAGUUGACCAUUUUAUGUGUAACGCAUCAGGCUUCCGAACGGGGAUCACCGAACCCUACUCAGCUAGUUAGUAAUAUGGAGCGUAACUUCUUCCUAGUACCUACGUACUCUUUUUUCGAAAGGACAGCCGAACCGAGAUCACCCUAAGCAUUGAUUCGAGCACCCUAUUCGAUCAAUGCUAACACUAACAGAGCAGAGUUAUACAAACAAAAAAACUAAAAUAUGCCGUACGGAACCUUUUUUGCACUCGAUUCCGGACCGUGGCGGGAUGGGAACCGGAUCUAGCUACAACCCGGAACCGAGUGCAGAAGUAGACAUUUGUUUUGAGCCCCAAAUACCGUUUCCGUGCGAUGUUCGUCGCGUGCGAUCAAUCUUAAAAUGGACCUCGGCUCGGCUCUCCGUUUCCUCCUCUCUUACCUAAUUAUUAAGCUUGGCAGGAACGAUUCGCCCGGAAGUUAUCGAUCCGAAAUUGAUCUGUUUAUAUAUAUUUUUUCCACAUUGAUAAACGGUAAGACCAAAAAACCAGCUCCGAGGUGCUGGAGAUUUUUUGUUUAUUUGAACACAAAAGAACAAUGAAACGAAACAACUUCCAAUAACUGGUAGUAAAUUCUUGUGGGAAAAAAGUGAAAUCAACAAAAAACACUAAAAUACAUUAAUAAAUCUAUGGAACUAUGGAUGAGAUAUUA
This is a messenger RNA of Topomyia yanbarensis, 16029 nucleotides long. RefSeq names its product dopamine D2-like receptor. The record is from RefSeq and is a predicted model, not a curated record. Gene Ontology annotation, molecular function: dopamine neurotransmitter receptor activity, coupled via Gi/Go; G protein-coupled receptor activity. Lineage: Eukaryota; Metazoa; Arthropoda; Insecta; Diptera; Culicidae. Gene Ontology annotation, biological process: adenylate cyclase-activating adrenergic receptor signaling pathway. The transcript has 8 exons. The annotation marks the transcript as partial. Gene Ontology annotation, cellular component: membrane.